GCGUCCUUCAGCGUCACCGCCCAGAUGCGCAGCGCCUGGCCAGCCACGCCCCUCGCGGCGCAGUCGCUGGAGUUCAUCCGCGACGUGGACGCCGCGGAGGCGGGCGCCUUCCUGCGGGCGCUGGGCGACGGGAGCGGCCUCGCGGCCUCGGACGGCGGGCUCGGGGUCGCGGAGGGCCUCCUCAGGUCGGCCUCCGCCCGGUCCUUCCACGAGCUGCUGGCGCGGAACUCUUACUACUCCCCGCGCAUCGAGGCCAGUCGCUCCCUCGGGCGCCAGGAUCGCCGGGCUUUCGGCUCCGCCUGCGCCGCGGGCGCCGCCUGGGCGCUGCUGUGGGUGGCGGGCGCCGAGGCUCCAGUCGCCGCCUGUGACGCGGCGGCACUGCGGAGCGCUCUGGGAGGCGCGCACCCCGCCGGGGUGGUGGGCUUCGUGCCCUGGGAGCUCGACCUCGCGCUACGGCGCGGCUCGCGGGGCUGCACCGCGGUGGUCUACGGCGCCGUCAGCGCCGGGGGCCUGCCCAGCCUAGCGCCGCUGCUGGGCGAGGUGGACGCGCUGGGCGCGGCCUCGCCCUGCGGGGCCGUGUUCCGGCACGCCGACGGCCCGGCCGGCGAGCAGAGCGGCGGGGACGUGCUCACGGGGUACGGUUUCGAGCUCGCGAUCAAGAGCAGCGAGUACAAGACGCACGCGGACGAGAAGCAGGACGGCGAGGGCGAGGAGGCCGGAGACAAGGGCGGCGGAGAUGGCGCCGAGGACGGCGACGUGGAGGCGCAGGACGACAAGGAGUUGGACGGGCCGCUGGAGAUCGACGGGCUCCUCCUCCACGUGCUGCUCAAGCGGCCCAAGGGCGUGGUGAGAUCGCGCCUGUGGGCCCUGAAGGAGCAGCUGGAGGCCGAGCGCGACACGGACACGGUUCUGAAGGCCUGGGAGAUCAAGGACAUCGGCCUGCAGGCCGCGGCGAAGAUCAAGUCCUCCACGACGCCCCUGCUGACGCUGAUGCGCCUCUCCCAGAAUUUCCCCGCACACGUCGCGGGCCUCGCACGCAACUCCGUGCCUGAGUCGCUGCGCCGGGGCAUGUCGAAACUGCGCAACACCAUCCAGGACGGCGGCGAGGUCUUCAGCGUCAACAACCGUCUGGUACGCCCAGACCACUCCGACCUCUCGCUCUUCCCGAUGAUCAAGACCCUGCAGCCCACAUUCGUCGGGGUCGAGCGCAUGGUCCGCGCCGGCGCCUCCGAGGCGCUGGCGUGCGAGAUGUUGCGGGAGGGCACGGGUGUGUCCCCGCCGGAGAGGCUGGACUGGCGGUCGCCGAUGCUGCCCCCGACGGUGUACACCGUCAACAGGGACAAGAGGGCGGCCCGCUGGCCGCUCGCUCUGCAGAGCAUGCUGUCCAUGUUCAUGGGCGGCCUCAUCCCCGUGCGCCUGCCGCUCUACACGGUCGUCUUCACCCUGGACCCCGCGGACCCGGCGGACCUGCAGCAGGCCGCCGAAUUCCUCGAGUCGAUGCCCCUGCCGGUGAACGUUCACUUCGUGAUGCUCCCAGGCGGUGCACGGCCUGCUGCCGCGGCCGAGUGGGACGAGGACUUCCUGGGCCAGGCCCCCGCCUGGGUCGCGAGCGCAGGGGCUGAGGACGGCGCGGCGGCCUCCACGAGCGACGGCGCGUCGGUCGCCAUCGCGGCCUCCUUCGCCCACAUGCUGGCGAUGUCGCCCGCCAAGGCGCGGAAGUACGUCAAGGCGCUGGCGGAGCACGCCGCCCUCUUCGCGGAGGAGGGCGGCAGGUGGCCCGACACGCAGGAGGGCGUGGACAAGAUCCGCCAGAUCUUUGUGGGCAUCCUCGGGGUGGACGACCCCGAGUUUUGGGAGACCGUCCUCUCGACAGCGACAGGGCGUGGCAGCGCCGUGGCGAACGCGACGGAGUACGUGGCCAGCCUCGGCGUUCCCGUGCCCUCCUUCCUGAUCAACGGCAAGCUGAUGCUGAAGGACGCCUACGAGGGGGAGCAGGGGAUGCAGGCGAUCUACCAGACGAUCGCGAUGGAGCAGGGGAUGUUUCAGAAAGCGGUGUACAUGCAGCAGUUGCUCUCGGGCGACCAGGUCGAGGGCUUCCUCGAGAGCCAGGGCUUCCUGUCGGCCUACCACGCUGACAUCACCCCGGAGGUGGCUCAGCGCGGCGGCGAGGACGGCAUGCCUGGGCACACCGCGGAGGUGGCCUACCUGCAGUGGCCCGGCGAGGCGUUCCUCGCGCAGCCGUUUCUGGUAUCCGUCGAGCUGGAGCCGGAGGGCGACGCGGCGCCGACCGGGCGCCUGGGCUUCUACCACGUCACCGUGCUGCGGCGGCUAGGCCAGGCGCGCUUGCUGCACACCUUCGCGUCGCACAUGCUGAGGCCCGACCGCGCGGCUCUGGAUGCCAACAAGCAGCUGAAGGUGCCGCCCUUCGCCUCCCACUGGGCGCCACUGGUGGACGCCGAGGACGGCGGCACCGCCUCUCCCGCCCUGGCGGAGCUGCGCGCCUGCCUGGGCGGUGCUCUGCAGGUGCGGGCCGACGGCGAGGAGGCCACCUACAGCCUGAACCGGCAGCGCCUGCUGCUGUUCAAGUUCCUCGGCCAGGCGCUCCCUGCCGCCCUGGGCACCGCCAGCGACCUCCCAGGGGAGCGGGUGCGAGAGUUGUGCGAGCUCGCGGUGGAGAAGAAGAUAGACCCAGACCACCGGGCGCUCGUGCGGGGCGCGAUCGCGGCCGCCCGGUCGGCCGAAGGCGCGGCGCGGCUGAGCGGGUCGCCGCUGUUGGCGGCGGCGGCCGCGGCGGCGGGGGAGCGCGGCAGCGCGCUGUGGGUGUGCAACGGGCGCCAGGUCUCGCUGGCGGCAGGGGGGCAGCCGAUCUCCGCCAGGCACGUGCAGGCCCUGGAGCUGCUGGAGGCGCAGUACGACGUCAGCAGCCGCGGGGGGGGGGCGGCCGAGGACGACGAGGACGGGGAGGCGGCUCCGCAGUCGACGAAGGCCCUGUUCGAGCUCGUGGCCGAGGAGGCCGCGGCCGGGGCCCUCGAGGUGCUGUCGCCGCAGGCCCAGGGGCUGGUGGCCGCCAUCCGCUCCGAGGCGCUCUCGCAGGGCGGCGCGAAGUACACGCAGCCCAGGCAGGUCUUCGAGAUCGCGCCGCCCGCCUUCCGCGUGCAGGUGCCCCCCGCGCGGCCGGAGGCCGCGUCACCGAUCAAGGUCUACGGCAUCCUGGACCCACUGAGCCCGACGGCGCAGUCGGCGUCAGCGGUGCUGGCGCUGUUCGGCAUGACCUUCAACGCCGAGGUGAACCUGCUCCUGAACCCGAACGCCCGCCACAGCGAGUACCCCCUGAAGCGCUACUACAGGGAAGUCAUUCGGUGGCCGACCCGCCUUGCAGACGGCCGCAGGGUGGAGGAGGUCGAGGGCUUCGGCGACGCCGGCCGGGGCCGGGCCGAGGUGCCUUUGGCCACGCGGCACACGCUCACGGCCGCGGUGCACGUGAUGCCGACGUGGCUCGUGACGGCGCAGGAGGCGGAACACGACAUGGACAACCUGCGCCUUGUGGGCGUGGGCGACGGGAAGGUGUGCGAGACGACCUACGAGCUGCGCUCCCUGUACGUGGAGGGACAGGCCUUCAUCCUCGGCCCGGACGGCUGGCCAACGGCCCCAGCCAAGGGGCUGCAGAUCGAGGUGCUGCCGAAGGGGGCGCAGGCUGCAUUCGACGACACGAUCGUCAUGGGCAACCUGGGCUACUUCCAGGUGAGGGGCCCCCCCGGCUUGUACGACGUGGUGCUCAAGCAGGGCCCUUCGAACGACACGUUCGAGGCGGCCAGCGUGAAGGAUCUGCAGGUGGCCUCCUACGCCACGCCGCCCUACCAGGUGCGCGUGCGGACGAGGCCAGGGCGCAGCCACCAGGACCUGUUCGAGGAGGGCGGCAUGCAGGUGCCGAAGGCCUCCUUCGGCCUGUCCAGCCUGUUCGGGGGCCUCUCGUCCUUCCUCGGUGAGUCGGCCCCGGCACCGCCGCCGCCGCCGCCGACUCCGAAGGCCAGCGCCCCGACUGUCGCAGAUGGGGUUUUGCCGACCAUCCACAUCUUCAGCGUGGCGAGCGGACACCUGUACGAGAAACUACUGGGCAUCAUGAUCAUGUCCGUCAGGACCAAGACAAAAUGCCCGCUCCAUUUCUGGUUCAUCGACCAAUUCCUCUCGCCCAAGUUCAAGGAGUUCAUCCCGAAGUUCGCGAAGAAGUACAACUUCGGUUUCGACUUUGUCACCUACAAGUGGCCCUCCUGGCUGAACCCGCAAAGCGAGAAGCAGCGGCUGAUCUGGGCCUACAAGAUCCAGUUGCGCUGCCGCGCGAUUCCGCCCCCAGCGCGAUGGCGGAUCCUCUUCCUGGACGUCCUCUUCCCGAUGGACGUGCCGAAGGUGAUCUUCAUCGACGCCGACCAGGUGGUGAGGGCGGACGUGCGCGAGCUGUGGGACAUGGACCUGGAAGGGAAGGUGUACGGGUUCACGCCGAUGGGGAACACGAACCCGGACACGGAGGGCUUCCGAUUCUGGAAGCAGGGGUACUGGCAAUCUCACCUCGGCGACCUGAAUUACCACAUCUCGGCGCUCUUCGUUGUGGACCUCGUUGAGUUCCGCCGCACGUCCAUCGGCGAGACCCUCCGGGGGGUCUACAACCAGCUCAGCCGGGACCCGAACUCGCUGGCGAAUUUGGACCAGGACCUGCCGAACUUCGCCCAGCACCAGAUCCCGAUCUUCUCGCUCCCGGAGGAGUGGCUCUGGUGCGAGACGUGGUGCUCCCAGGAGAGCAAGGCGAGGGCCAAGACCAUCGAUCUCUGCCAGAACCCGCUGACGAAGGAGCCUAAGAUCGUCAUGGCCCAGCGCAUCAUCUCGGAGUGGCAGGGCUACCACGACGAGGUGCAGCGGUUCCAGGAGGAGGUCGCCGCCCUGCCCGAGGCGGCGCGGGGCGCCGAGGAGGCUCCCGGCAUUUCCAGCAAGCCCGAGCUGUGA
Molecule: messenger RNA, 4995 nt
Organism: Prorocentrum cordatum
Lineage: Eukaryota; Dinophyceae; Prorocentrales; Prorocentraceae
Source: the annotation of a GenBank genome assembly